AGGCGCUAUUGUGUUUUGCUAAUUUCAUCGCUGUGCCUCAAAUCUCAAAAGUGAUUCCUUCGUGUCCGAAGACGCCGCUUACAAGACGUCAUAAAACGUGGAUCAAGUCCCUGUAUGUUUGUGCUCUGCAGAGGAUAAUCAGUCAGACCACACAUACUUUUUCGGCAUCUCUACCUUCUCUUUGACCUUUGUUUCUGUUUCCGAAACGAUCUGCAACGAUGCUUACCAUCGCAACUUUGCACGUUGCACUGCAGGUUUUCGGAGCUUUCAGCCCGAGUCAUGCAGCCGCUGUCACGUUGGAACACCGUUCGGCUCGUGACGGUAACUCUGUAGCAGUCCCAGCCAAUUGGGACGUCUACGGGUACCUGUUCAAUGUUACUGUCGGCUCUCCCCCACAGAAUAUCACCAUGCUCAGCGACAUGACAUGGAUGGCUCCUUUUGUCCGAUCGGGACGUUGUCUGGGACAAUUCAACCCCGAGCUCUGCGUUGCUCAAGGCCAAUCGUUCUUUAACGAACAUAACUCGACGACGUUCGCAAAUACUACCUUUGCACAAGCAACAUGGCCUGUCACUGCAUUCGCGCCAAACUUUACCGUUGACUAUGGAAGAGACAAGUUUUGCAUUGGAGAGAUCUGCAACAAAGACACUCUAAUGCAGGUUUCCGACUUCCCCUACCCAGGCAGCGUUGUCCCUGUCAUUCCCUUUGGAGGAAUCUUUGGCCUAGCCCCCACACCAGAGGCCAUCACUGCGACGUCCGAGCCCGUCAACUUUCAAGCCUGGAAGAACGGCAAGAUGGGACCUCUGGUUGGUUGGCAUACAUGCGAGGUACUCAAGUCAGCAGCAACCUGCCAGGGGGGCGAUGCGCAGCUAGUGUUUGGCGGUACGGAUACUACAAUGUACAGCGCCAAAAAGCUCCAAUCGUACGAGAUACAGAAUCCCGAAUGGCUCAGUGAUGCCUUUUACCCAUCAACACCACCCCGCAGCAACUAUUGGAGUACGUCCUUGACAGGAAUGUGGAUCAGGACUGAUAAGUUGUCCAAGAACUAUGCUGUCCCAUUCAAGGCCGUCAAGACUGCUAAGCGUACACCCCCACUCGCUGUCGUGGACGAAGGAUCUGAGGGACUAGGAGCACCCCUGUCUCUGAACGGGUACAAGUACCUGGUCAGACACAUCAAAAGUGCCAAACUUGCAUCCAAGGCAAUCGUCCAGAACAUUCAGCAGCAGGGAUCAUCGGGAUAUAACACGGCAGACCAAGAUUGGUACACCGUUGCUUGUGACGGUUUACACGAAUAUCCCGAUCUGGUAUAUCAACUCGAUGGCCGGAAGAAGUACACGAUUUCUGCAGGUGAUUAUGUAACCAAGCUGACAGACAUGCCUGGGUCUGUCUGCUAUCUCAAUAUCAAUGUUUGGAAAUACGGGCGCACGGAGAAUGGAGACGCAAGGGUUGUUCUUCUGGGUAGGGCAUUCCUCAAGAGGAAGUAUCUUGUUCUCAACUUCGAAGAUCGCUCGUUCGGCCUUGCACCUCUGCGUACGGGAUGAAAUUCUUCAAGAUCAUGUUUUAUCUAGGGCCUUGAUUAUUAUCGUUGUAUACUUUGCCUGACUAGAUAUUCUUUUUAUUUUGAUUUAUUUAUAUUUAUCUCUUAACAUUCUAAGUAAUGUUUCUCCGUACUGCAUUUGCAUUUGCUUAAACGCUUAGUCUACUGGAAUGCAGCACAAGAAAGCUUUUUGUAUGCGCCUCAAAGCUGGAGAUAAUCUUACUGUAAUAUGCCAAAUUAACAUCACUUGGCCC
Fusarium verticillioides 7600 is the source of this 1788-nucleotide messenger RNA. RefSeq lists its product as hypothetical. The record is from RefSeq and is a predicted model, not a curated record. Gene Ontology annotation, biological process: proteolysis. Lineage: Eukaryota; Fungi; Ascomycota; Sordariomycetes; Hypocreales; Nectriaceae. Gene Ontology annotation, molecular function: aspartic-type endopeptidase activity. The coding region runs from base 219 to 1538 and encodes 439 amino acids. The transcript has a single exon.